AAACAAAGUUCUCUUAGAUGAGACACUCAAUGAAAAAUAACAUCAACUGAAAGAAUUUUUCUUCUUAAAAAUCAAAUUAUCAUAUAUUAAACUUUUACACCAGUUUACCUCGAAUUUCACAUUAAACAUUAGGAAUUUUUGGUGUACCACAAGCUAAACAUAAAAAUACAAAAUUUCUGUUUAUUGUUUGUUAGUUUAUAUAAGAAUUAUGUCGCAUUGUCGCAUUUUGACCAUUGAUGAGAAAAAGGAACUGGAUGAAUGGCUAAAAGCGCACGAUUUGGAAUUGAAUAUUCACACUCGUCGAGAUCUAACCGAUGUGGUGCCGGUGGCAAGAAUCUUUAAGAAAAUUCAUCCGAAACUAGUCGAACUGCAUAAUUAUACACCACGAAAUAGUUUCUCCUUGAAGCUACAGAAUUGGGAGACUUUCAAUUUGAAGGUAUUACGCAAACUGGGCUUACAUAUCUCGAAACCGGCUCUCGUACAAUUGGCCAAUGGCAGUGCGGGAGCCAUAGAAUCGUUACUCUAUGAUCUAAUGGUAAUGAGAAGUGGUGGACUGCAUCCUAUCACAAAAGCGCGUUCCGUGAAAUCAAACCACACGAAUUCACAAAAAGAUCUGUCAUCUCCGAAACCGGAACCCCAGACAAUAUCUCUUACACAUGUUCCGAAACCGGCGAUCGUUGAGAAAUUGCCUCCCGAAGUCAUGAUCUUGGAUGUGGAGGAGUUGAUAAAUGGUAAAAUAGUUAAAGUACCCAAAAAACUUGUCGCCUAUGAGGAUUAUCUGGAUGCCUUACGAGAAUGUGAUGAGAAAGACAGGUUUAUCAAUUGUGUGAGCCAAAAAGCGGACUAUCUAGAGAGUUUAAUAACGGUGAAGCAGGAGAGAAUUGUUGAGUUAACUGAACAAUUGAGUAGACUAUCCGUUAGUAUUCUCUCCAUGCGAGCCGUGAACUCAAAUAACCAUGAAGAGAUUGAUGAGAAAUUGAGAAAUGCCAACGUGAAGAAGGAUCAAGCAACAUGUUUCCAUAAUAACCAUUCAAAAGAGACUUGUUAAAUAUCGUCAAAAUUGAAAUUUAUCAUCAGCACUUUUUAUCCCAGAAGUUCCAGUUUGAUGGAUAUAUAAUUUUUACCUAAAAUAUUAUCUUUGGACAUUAUGAAGUAACUUUAAAGAACAAAAUAAGCAUUAGACACUUUGAAUGAUUUAGUUGUGAAAUUGGAAAACUAAUAUUAACGUUUUAUUCUAUUGACCCAAAAAAAAAAAAUUACCAUUCUCGUUUUUUGCUCUUUGAUUUUUAAAAGAAAACGUUCAAAAUUAUUAAAGGGUUAGAUUAAAAUAGAGUUAGUAAUAUCUGCCAUACUUCAACUUCGUUCUAAAAAUUGUACUAAAAUUUCAGAAAUAAUGAAAUCAA
Drosophila willistoni is the source of this 1403-nucleotide messenger RNA. Its product is annotated as sperm flagellar protein 1. Gene Ontology annotation, molecular function: microtubule binding. Gene Ontology annotation, cellular component: axoneme. Bases 209 to 1048 code for a protein of 279 amino acids. The record is from RefSeq and is a predicted model, not a curated record. The transcript is spliced from 2 exons. Gene Ontology annotation, biological process: regulation of cytoskeleton organization. Lineage: Eukaryota; Metazoa; Arthropoda; Insecta; Diptera; Drosophilidae.